Naegleria gruberi is the source of this 1534-nucleotide messenger RNA. RefSeq lists its product as uncharacterized. The transcript is spliced from 2 exons. The coding region runs from base 70 to 1512 and encodes 480 amino acids. NCBI's taxonomy places the organism in Eukaryota, Heterolobosea, Eutetramitea, Acrasida, Naegleriidae. The record is from RefSeq and is a predicted model, not a curated record.
AAAAGAAGUGUUUUAUCGAGUCGUUCACUUGUUAAUUUUGUAAAUAGAAAUGUGAAUAAUAGGAAAACAAUGAUUAAUAUCGGAAAGGAACAUUUUAGAAUGUUGGGAACUAGUAAUGCAAAAUUACUUUCUAGAAUGUUUGAAAAUGAUCAAGAACAACAAGCCUACGAAAGGGAAAAGGAAAGGCUUUUUAGACAACAGCAACAACAACAACAAGAACAAAAACAAGAAGAAUAUUCCGAAUAUAAUACUCAAUCAAAUCAACAAGAAUCAUCAGGACCAAGCACUAUCGUAACUGGUGUUGUCUUUACUUGUAUUUGGUAUGGUAUUAAAUAUCUAUUGGAAAAGGCUCAAGUAACAAUUAGAGAGAAUGAGUACUUUGAAUGGAUGUCGAAAGGAAAUUUCAAUGAGGACGACUUGUCUGCAACAGAUGAGGCUAGAAUUGUUUCUCUCCUCACUGAUAUCAAAACUUUAUUGAAGGAAAGAAUUGCUAUGGAGGAAUUUUACAAUCAGAACUUUGUCAAGAAUAUUUUCAAGCUAUCCCUCUCAAAGAAUAAUAAUCUUAGUGAACCUGCUUUAGAGCUCAUGUCAUUAAUUUUCAAGGCUGGCUCUCCUCCCCGUUUGGCAGAGACUUUCUACAAGGCUUCAACUCAAACCAAGGAGUUUAAUAUUAUUAGAAUUGUGAUUGAUAAUAUUAAGGCAUUCCAAAGUACAUCAGCUCACAUUUCUUUUGAGGAAUUGGCCGCUCUUGCUAGUAAAUCUUCAAGAGAGGUCAGUACUGCUGACAGAUUCCAAAAAUCUCCUGACAUGAAUCAAACUAGAGCUAUUGUUUUGAGAGAAAAGAGAUCACUCUCAUUACUUUCUCACUUUUUUGCAAACAAACAUUUACUUCAACAUUUUCUCGAGGAUGAAACAUACAAGAACGACAUUACCAACAUGUUCACAAAGGGAAAUGAUUUGGAAAAAUUUGUGGCAUUGAUUUGUGUUAAUGGAAUUGUAUUGUCAAGUUUAACAAAGAGUAGAAUGAAGCCACUCUCUGAAUCCAAUCCAAAACUUGUAGAUGCCAUGAAUCUAGCAUCCUCUCGUGUUGGAGAUCAAUACUUUAAACAUCAUGUUGCUGUGAUUGGAAAAUAUAUUGAUGGAAUGAAUGAAAAUAGUCUGGUUGUUCAAUUGCGGGCUCCAAACUCUACCAAUUUAGUAGGAUCAGCACUCGUCAGUUUUGUUUGCUAUCUCCAUUUGAAACAUCAAAGAGGUAUCACAAUACCAAAAGCAGUUUUCAGAGGAGCUACCCUUUUUGCCUAUUCAAUCUACUAUUCCACAUAUCAGAAAAACCUUUGCAACUUUUUAUCUGACAGAACUCACAAAAAGAAUCACGACCAACCACUCCAAUUGUACAAUAGUUUGUGGAAUCAAUCAGAAUAUAAUACUGUUUUAUUGAAUGGAAUUUUAUGGGCUGUUGCAUUUACAGUUGUUGGUAAUUGGUUUGCAAUUGCUCCACUCAUUCUCUUUUAACUUGAAUAAACAACUUUAUUUG